CCUUCCAAUUGCUCAGCACACAAGGAGACAACCCCCCAACCACCUCCAAAUUGCACAGAAUGCUGCUCUUUCACCACAAUCCUAGAGCAUACCCUUCUUACAUCUCAUCAUCAUUAAUUUUGUUGGUCGAAAAGUGAAGUACAACCGUUUUGCGCCAGUAUUCGACGUACCUCGACACUGCAUACAAGUACACCGUAUACGCGACGCCAACGCGCUCCCGCCGUCAGGACCCACCAUAGCUCACGAACGAACCACCGCUUGUUUUCACUCCCACAUCUUCAAACCCUCCCGUACACCCUCAAUUGCACAGCGCCAAUCGCGAAUUACGCACGAUGCCUCCGAAAGGCCUGGCCAGAAAAAAUGUUGCCCGUCCAACAAGAGGAGGAGGUACAGCUCGGGGUGGUAGAAGAAGCUCUGGCGGAAGGACAAGCACAGGCAGUAGGAAAAGCAUAGGACAAGUCGGACAACCAGGUCCAGCUCCAAAAAAGAGGCGCUAUCAUCCCGGAACGCUCGCGCUUAAGGAAAUCCGUAAAUACCAAAAAUCGACCGAUCUUUUACUACUCAAGCUCCCUUUCCAACGAGUGGUCCGAGAGAUAGCAGUCAGCUAUGCCCCACCCACAGAGGCUCCCCUACGCUGGCAAAGUCAAGCCAUUCAGGCAUUGCAGGAGGCAACCGAAGCCUUUCUGGUCAACCUCUUUCAUGAUGCCAAUCUGUGCGCCAUACACGCCAAGCGAGUUACCAUACAACAGAAAGACAUACAAUUAGCGAGGAGAUUACGCGCUGCUUGGGGUGCCCCGGUUUGACGAAGAGGCCAAAGAUUAGGGUGGUGGAGUGUUCCUUUCUGGUGAUGGUAUAGGGUUAUCGGGAUGCACGAUACGGAUAUUGGAAGCAUUGGGCCAUGUGGUUUUUACUCUGCGGCUCCCAUUACACCAGGGAGGGAGAGAAGGCAAAGGAUCGGCGUGUUGGCGUUCAGGAGAUUACCAGCAGCAAUUGGGUCUCUAUGUUUUGGUUGCUAUGACUAUACCUCUGUGCUGUUCUAUUGACUAUUAUCUCUGUUCAAAUAAGAAAUCAUUAAUCAUGAAAGACUUGCGCAUACCUGGACAACAUAGAGUUUGCAAUCAAUAGCCUCCUCCGUUCCAGAGCUGGU
This is a messenger RNA of Aaosphaeria arxii CBS 175.79, 1147 nucleotides long. RefSeq names its product histone-fold-containing protein. The coding region runs from base 333 to 803 and encodes 156 amino acids. The transcript has 3 exons. Lineage: Eukaryota; Fungi; Ascomycota; Dothideomycetes; Pleosporales. Gene Ontology annotation, molecular function: structural constituent of chromatin; DNA binding; protein heterodimerization activity. Gene Ontology annotation, cellular component: nucleosome. The record is from RefSeq and is a predicted model, not a curated record.